CUCCCAAUUUCUCAAAUUCCACCAACACUACUCUAUUUUCCAAUCCUUAUUUUCUCAAUUAUUUCUUCACACACACAAACACUAGUAAACGUUUUCUUCAAGCAAACCAAAGCAAUUCAACUUUUUCUGAUCAGUCAAUAGGAGGAAGCAAACAUGGAAGAAGAGACAAAAGUCAUUUCAGAAGUUUCAGCGACAAAGAUAGUUGAGGCGGAGGCUCAUAAGGAUGAUAACAUUAAGGAAACAAAUGGAGACCUGCCUCAAGUACAAGGCGAAGGAAAGAAAGAAGAUGAAGAGAAUGCCUUUGAUGGGGAAUUCAUUAAAGUUGAAAAGGAAGAGAAUGCCUUAGAUGAUAAAUCCCACAAAGCUGAAAGAAGCUCAGAUCCUCCAAACAGAGAAUUUCUAGAAGCACAAGAGAAGAUACAGGAACUUGAGGUUGAAUUACAAAGACUAGCAGAAUCUUUAAAGACCUCUGAACAUGAAAAUGCUCAGCUGAAGGAAGAGAUCUCAGUUACAAAAGAGAAAUUGGAGGGAAGUGGAAAGAAAUAUGAAGAGCUUGAACUGAAUCACAAGAAAUUGCAAGAGCAGAUUAUUGAAGCUGAGAAUAAAUAUAAUCUGCAGCUCAGUACUCUUGAAGAGGCACUACAAAGUCAAGAAGUGAAGCAGAAAGAGCUUCUUCAUGUGAAGGAAGCAUUUGAUGAUAUGAACCUUGAGCUUGAAAGCUCGAGAAAGAGGAUGCAGGAAUUGCAGCAUGAGCUGAAACUUUCUGCAGAUGAGGCACGGAAGUUUGAGGAGCUGCAUGAGCAAAGUGGUACACAUGCUGAAUCUGAGGGAAAGAAGGCCUUAGAAUUUGAGAGACUACUUGAAGAAGCCAAAUUGAGUGCAAAAGGAAUGGAAGAUGAGAUGGCUUCCCUGAAGGAAGAAUUGAAGGGAGUUUAUGAUAAGAUUGCUGAAAAUCAAAAGGUUGAAGAAGCACUUAAAGCAACUGCAGCAGAACUCUCUACCAUCCAAGAGGAGUUGACACACUCAAAAUCCCAGCACUUGGAAAUUGAGAAUAAACUGUCUUCGAGGGACUCUUUUGUAGAUGAGUUGACUGAGGAACUAAACCUCAGAAAGACUUCAGAAACACAGCUAAAGGAAGACAUGUCAGCACUUCAAAAUCUAUUUGCCUCUACAAAGGAAGAACUGCAGGAAAAAAUUUCUGAGUUGGAAACUUCAAAGUUCAAGUUUCAGGAGGAGGAAAAAUUGAGGGAAUCAAUUGAAGUUGCAUUCAUGAGUCAGGAAGCACAAGUUCUCGCCAUAAAAGAGGAACUGACUAAACUUAAUAUUGAAAAAGAAGGCCUUGAAGAAAAUGUGGAAGAUCUAACCCGUAAUGCAAAGCAGCUGAAGGAGUUAUGCACUGAUUUAGAGGAAAAACUAAAGCUUUCAGACGAAAAUUUUCUCAAAACAGAUUCUCUUUUAUCUCAGGCACUUUCAAACAAUGCAGAGCUUGAGCAGAAGGUGAAGUCCUUGGAAGAUCUCCAUACCGAAUCUGGAGCUGUUGCAGCUACUGCUAGUCAAAGAAGUCUUGAGCUUGAGGGACAUGUUCAGACUUCAAAUGCAGCUGCAGAAGAGGCAAAAUCACAACUUAGGAAGCUGGAAACACACUUCAUAGCAGCAGAGCAGAGGAAUGUGGAGCUUGAGCAACAAUUAAAUUUAGUACAACUGAAAACCAAUGAUGCUGAGAGAGAAGUGACUGAAUUCUCUGAAAAAAUUUCUCAUCUCAAUGCUAAAUUGACAGAAGCUGAGGAAGAAAAGAAUCUCCUUGGUCGCCAACUGCAGGAGCACAUGGAAAAGGUAAUUCAACUUGAAUCUGACUUAAAUCAAUCAUCUAGGCAGAGUUCACAAUUACAGGAAGAGCUGAAGAUAGUCAAUGAAAAAUGUUCUGAGCAUGAAGACCGAGCCAGUAUGAACCAUCAGCGUAGCCGAGAACUAGAAGAUUUAAUCCAGAGCUCUCAUUCCAAAUUGGAAGAUGCUGAUAAGAAGGUGAGUGAGUUGGAAUUGUUACUUGAAGCAGAGAAAUACAGAAUUCAGGAACUCGAGCAACAAAUAAGCUCAUUGGAAAAGAGAUGCAGUGAUUCAGAAGCAGAUGCCAAUAAAUACCUUGACAAUGUAUCUUAUCUGACCUCAGAACUUGAGGCAUUUCAAGCACGAGCCUCAAGCCUUGAAAUUAUACUGCAGGCAGCUAGUGAAAGGGAAAGGAAGUUAGAAGAUUCUUUGAUUGUAGUUACAGAUGAAAAAAAAAGGUUAGAAGAUGCUUCAAACAGUUUGAAUGAGAAGCUUGCUGAGGCAGAAAACUUGUUGGAAAUUGUGCGGGAUGAUUUAAAUAUUACACAAGUUAAGUUGCAAAGCACUGAAAGUGAUCUUAAGGCUGCUGAAUUGAGAGAGAGUGAGUUUAUAGAAAAACUUAAAGCUUCUGAAGAAAAUCUUGUCAUCCGAGGAAGAGAUAUAGAGCAGACUGCUACGAGAAACUCAGAACUUCAAUUGUUACAUGAAUCUCUGACAAAAGAUUCUGAACAGAAACUCCAAGAAGCUCUAGAAAGAUUCAACAAGAAGGAUUCUGAGGUUCAAUCUCUGCUUGAGAAAAUUGAGAUUUUGGAGAAAUAUAUGGCCGAAGCUGAGGAACAAUCAACAUCUUUGAAGAAUGAAUUUGAAGAGAGUUUGAUCAAACUGGCUUCUUUGAAAAGUGAAAAUGAAGAAUUGAGAAGGCAAGUUAUAGAGGCAGAGAACAAGAGUUCUCAAUCUUUUUCUGAGAAUGAAUUAUUGGUUGGAACAAACAUUCAACUGAAAACCAAGAUUGAUGAACUUCAGGAAUCAUUGAACUCUGCUCUAUCAGAGAAGGAAGCCACUGGUCAAGAACUUGUGUCUCAUAAGAACACUCUAGCUGAGUUGAAUGAUCUACAAUCAAAAUCCUCUGAAAUUCAAUGUGCAAAUGAAGCUCGCAUCCUCGAAGUAGAAUCACAAUUACAAGCAGCAUUGAAGAGACAUACUGAGAAGGAAUCAGAAACCGAAGAAUUGAAUGAGAAGCUGAGUACACUAGAAGGCCAAAUAAAGUUUUACGAAGAACAGGCACAUAAAGCAGCCGGACUAAAUGAGGAAAAUUCAAAGCUUAAACAGGAAAUAGCCAUGUAUGAAUCCAAAUUAAGUGAUUUACAGUCAAAGCUCACUGCUACACUUGUUGAGAAGGAUGAAACAGUUCAAGAGAUACUCAACUCUAAGAAUGCCAUUGAAGAAUUAGUGACAAAGCAUAGUGCAGAAGCGCAGACAUUAAAAUCACAGGUUGGAAGUAUUCAAACUGCUGCUUCUCAAAGAGAAGCAGAAUUAAGUUCAAAAUUGGAAGAAUAUGAGCAAAAAGUUCAUGAUAGAAAUGUGCUGAAUGAGAAGGUUGUAGAACUUGAGAAAGAGUUGCAACUUGCACAGGCUACUAUUGCCAACCAGAAAGGUGCAGAAUCUCAGAAGUUGGAACUCGAGGCAGCCCUGAAGAAUUCUCUUGAAGAAGUUGAAACUAAGAAAAAGGAAAUCUCUGUUCUACAGAAACAAGUAAUAGAUUUAGAGCAGAAAUUGCAACUGACUGGUGAUAAAAUCUCAGUUAAGGGUGAUGAGGGUGCUGAUCAGAAAGAUGGGUUGGAAAUCAAAUCCAGGGACAUUGGAUCAAGCCUCUCGACUCCAUCAAAAAGGAGGAGCAAGAAAAGGUCUGAAGCAACAACUGCUCAAACAUCAUCGUCGUCCGAGACAAAUGUUCCAACUGUUCAGGAUUCGCCUGUCAUAAAUUUCAAGUUCAUCUUGGGAGUAGCUCUUGUGUCCAUUAUCUUUGGCAUAAUUCUUGGGAAGCGGUACUAGAAUCUACAGUAUGUUUUUGGGUUUUGUUAUUCAUCAUGGUUUCUCCAUUUUAUUUUAUUUUCACAUUUCUUAUCGGAUUGAAAGCUUUCUUUGCAUGCUUUCAAGCUCCAGUCUUCAGGUUGGUCAGGGAACUUGUUUUCAUUCCUAUCCCUUGCCCGUGUGCAAAAGAAAUGGAGUUUGAUUAAUGUUCUAUUUUAACUUUUGGAUUUUUUUUAUAACUUGAAUGCGAGGUGUUUAUGAUAUGGAGCACAUUUUUCUUCUCAGUUUGUGUCUGAGUGAAGGAAUUCGGGCAGCUAGAAAACUUGUACCUACUACUGUGUAUAAUAUUCUCUCUCUCCUCUCUAAUGUGUAUAAUAUUUGAAAAAGGAUAAUUGUAUUUUGCAUAUUAUAAAAUAUUCAAAAAAAGUUAAA
Messenger RNA from Gastrolobium bilobum, 4287 nucleotides. RefSeq lists its product as uncharacterized. Lineage: Eukaryota; Viridiplantae; Streptophyta; Magnoliopsida; Fabales; Fabaceae. Bases 154 to 3876 code for a protein of 1240 amino acids. The record is from RefSeq and is a predicted model, not a curated record. The transcript is spliced from 6 exons.